Molecule: messenger RNA, 1256 nt
Organism: Cephus cinctus (wheat stem sawfly)
Lineage: Eukaryota; Metazoa; Arthropoda; Insecta; Hymenoptera; Cephidae
Product: ribonuclease H2 subunit A
Exons: 2
Coding region: 88-1101 (337 amino acids)
Biological process (GO): DNA replication, removal of RNA primer; mismatch repair
Cellular component (GO): ribonuclease H2 complex
Molecular function (GO): RNA binding; RNA-DNA hybrid ribonuclease activity
Source: RefSeq, a predicted model, not a curated record
UUGGCGGUUCUUCGAAACAGUUAAGAUUUCUGAGGUUAGUUGACAAGACACUAGUUAAUUUAUAUAUAAAGUCUGAUUAUUGAAGUCAUGACUGAUGAAGAAAGCAAUGUUAAUCUAUCGACAGAAGAUGAACAUAAUGAUAAAAAGGAAUCUUCCACUCAUAUCGCAAAUAUUACUCAAAUAACUUGUCAACAGGAUUUAACACCUCUUUUUGAGAAAAGUGAUCACAGUAUCAAUAAGAUUCACUUAUCAGAGGUUCCACAAAUUUGUCAGGAAGAACCAUGUCAACUGGGAGUAGAUGAAGCUGGUCGAGGACCUGUUCUUGGUCCUAUGGUAUAUGGGAUUGCAUAUGCUCCAUUAUCUAAAAAGGAAUUAUUAAUAGAUCUAGGUUGCGCUGAUUCGAAAAGUCUAACAGAGGAACAAAGAGAUGCAAUUUUUGAUAAGAUCUGUAAUGAAUCUGACAAAAUGGGUUGGGCUGUUGAAGCAAUCUCUCCUAAUGUUAUUGCUAAUAGCAUGUAUCGUCGUUGUAAGACAUCUUUAAAUGAAGUUUCCAUGAACUCUGCAAUCGGACUGAUUCAUAAAGCCAUAGAGGCAGGUGUAAACAUAGCUGAAGUAUAUGUCGACACUGUGGGAAAGCCAGAAAAAUAUCAAGCAAAACUGCAGGAAAUAUUCCCUGAAUUCAAAAUAGUUGUUGCUAAGAAAGCUGACUCAACAUAUCCUAUUGUUAGUGCUGCUAGUAUCUGUGCAAAAGUGUCUCGAGAUCAUGCAUUACGUGCCUGGCAAUUUCGAGAAGGUUCCAAUGAGAACCAGUUUGGUAGUGGAUACCCAAAUGAUCCAGUUACCAAGAAAUGGUUAACAAGCAAUGUGGACCAAGUUUUUGGAUUCCCACAUAUAGUACGAUUCAGUUGGUCAACUGCAGAAAAAAUUCUGGAGUCUAGUGCCCUGGCUGUUGAAUGGGAAGAUUUAGAGGAAGAACAAUUGCCUACCGAGCAAAAAAUCUCCAAAUAUUUUGCAAAAGUUGAUACACGUACAAAAGCUCCAAAACUAACAAAGCACUCAUUUUUCACAGAGCGUCAUCUUUCGAGCACCAAUGAUUUAUGAUAAUAAAAAAAAAAGCAGAAAAGGAAUAUCAGCCUAACUUGCAACAUACCUCCAUUAUACUGGACAAUCUAUUUUUUAUUCGUCUUAUAGGAAUAUCUGAUGUCAAAAACGAAAAGGAGCAAGUAAUUUUAUAAUAAAUCAGUAUGCCGAUAUAA